Molecule: messenger RNA, 324 nt
Organism: Diaporthe citri
Lineage: Eukaryota; Fungi; Ascomycota; Sordariomycetes; Diaporthales; Diaporthaceae
Exons: 2
Coding region: 1-324 (107 amino acids)
Cellular component (GO): mitochondrial large ribosomal subunit
Molecular function (GO): structural constituent of ribosome
Source: RefSeq, a predicted model, not a curated record
AUGUUCAGGCCAACACAAGCCCUCGGCAAGAAGUUCCGCAAGCUGCGGCUGACGACGAAGGACAUCAACAAGGGCUUCUACAAGGGAAACCGUACAGGAAACAUGGGAUCGCACGACAAAUGGGGUGGCUUCACGGUCGAAUUCGCGAAAGUGCGGACAUACGCCGUGCCCGCAGGGCUGGAUACAUUCAAGCUCACACCCUUCGUCACCGAGAAUGUGAGGGCAAAGUCGGGCAUGGAGAGCUACCGAGAAUACGGCAUGGAGGGCCCGAGGAGUCCGAAGCUGUACCUGGACAGGUGGAAGGCGGAGAACGGGCUUGACUGA